AUGAUGAACAAAAACAACGUUGGACUGUUCGGGGAUACAAGCAUGACCAAAGUGUUUGUGGGAGGGUUAGCUUGGGAGACUCCAAAAGAGACACUGAGACAGCACUUUGAAAAGUUCGGUGAGAUCCUUGAAGCCGUCAUCAUUUCCGAUAAGCUCACCGGCAGAUCCAAAGGCUACGGCUUUGUAACCUUCAAGGAAGCUGAGGCCGCGAAGAAGGCCUGCGAGGACCCAACUCUGAUGAUCAACGGCCGCAGAGCCAACUGCAAUCUGGCAUCUCUGGGUGCACGCCGUCCAAGGUCUUCACCUCCUACUCUUCCCCAGUCUCACACACAACAAGUCCUUGGAGGAACCAUGAAUGCCAAUCCCGUCCACUGGUACUAUCCCGCACCAACUCCUCCCCCUCCACCUCCACCUCCACCUCCACCUGCCUCUCCAUUCCAUCAUCAACCUCUUCCCUUUUACGGGUACGCCCCCAUGUACAUUGCGGCGGACAUAAAUUACAAUUACAAUCAGAAGCUGAACUACGGAAGCGGUGGAGGCUACAUGAACGGGCAUGUGUACCCAAUGUACCCUGUCUACCACCUCCACCGAACGGAGACAAUGGGUGUUCCUGCCCACAUCUUCCACCCAUUUUCCCAUCACUCCUAA
Messenger RNA from Abrus precatorius (Indian licorice), 648 nucleotides. Its product is annotated as probable RNA-binding protein ARP1. Gene Ontology annotation, molecular function: RNA binding. The record is from RefSeq and is a predicted model, not a curated record. NCBI's taxonomy places the organism in Eukaryota, Viridiplantae, Streptophyta, Magnoliopsida, Fabales, Fabaceae. The transcript has 5 exons. The coding region runs from base 1 to 648 and encodes 215 amino acids.